This is a messenger RNA of Stylonychia lemnae, 3027 nucleotides long. NCBI's taxonomy places the organism in Eukaryota, Ciliophora, Spirotrichea, Sporadotrichida, Oxytrichidae. The record is from the annotation of a GenBank genome assembly.
AUGAGUAAAAACUAAGCAAGAAGAAAUCUAGCUAAUAUUAAAACUCAAAAUCGGUAUCAAUCUAAGGAAAAGACUAAUCUAGACAGCGAAAUCAAACUGGAAUAGAACUAACAUAGUCUGAUUCAUCAUCAAUCAUUUACUCGAGACAAUAUAAAUUUGAAGUCCUUUGAAAAAAGUCCAAAUAACCGUAAUGUAUUCAGUCAGGGUGGAGUUGGACCAAGUCACUAGCAUGGUAGUGACUUAAAUUUCUCUUCUCCCUUCCAAGGCACGCCAUCCAAGGGAGGUCUUAACAGAAUAGGAGUAGCGUUGAAUAACAGACUCAGUAGUGUGAAUAACAUAUCAGAUUAGCAGAGAUAAAUCUCAACCGCUAUCACCUCCUCCAACCUUAAUCAUUUUAGAGCAUAGAGAACGAAUUCUAAUUUUAUUCAAGAGUCAUUGCUUAACUCUAUAACAUCAUAGCAAUUCUCCCCUAAGGACUUAGUAAAAAACAGUAACUAAAGCUUCCUCACUAAAAGGAAGGAGUAUGAUAAUAAAGAUUUGAAGUAUUUGUUUUCAGACCAGAAGAAGCCAACAUAUAUGAUAUUGGACAAGGAUGAAAAUGAAAUCAAUAAAAUGGAAUCGAUUAACUUGUUUGAUGAUAUGAAGGAGCACAUAAUAGAGAAAAAACAAAGAAUAAUUCAACACUCUUUGGAAUUAGAGCUCAGGGCUAAAAAGAAGUCUGCUAUUCAUGACAGAUUAGGUAGGUCAUUAAACAAAACUAUUGACUAGCAAUAGAAGGUAGAAGAUAUCAAGAAAAAUGUAGUGAGCAUGACAAGUCCAAUGAAUAAAAGUUUAGAAAGAGAUGAGAGCAUGUCUCUAGUCAACUUAAAUGAAACCAAAUCAAGAAUCUCAAAACUAACCCUCGCUUAAAAUUAUGUUCAUGUAAAGGCAGAGGAUGUAAUCUUUAAAAAUGGCUUAAAAAGUUUCGGUUUUAAAUAGGAUAAAGCUUAUGAGAAGAAUGUUAAAGAUCUGCUUAAUCAGACUGUCAAGGAAUACUAGAUUGCAAAACUAUAGUUGAGUAAAUUAGUUAAUAAUGGCAAUUUUCAUCAAAAUCUCAAUUCAAGAGGGGAAAAUCAUCAUUAGAUACUAUAAGAGAUAGAUCAGUAUUGCAGAUUAAAUACAAGAGGGUACUUCGCACCAUUAAAUCUCAUGUUUACUUAUGAAACUAAGGGAGAUCUUAAAGUUUUUUUAGGUCUUAAAACAAAAGAACCUACGCAAUAGAAUAAUGACGGCAUCUACAAUAAUUUUGCUUAUCAGGAUAUAUAUCUCACAUUCACAUCUUUAUUAGGAGUAAGUUUUAAAGUUUAAGCUCAGUUCUAUGACAUUACUGCAGCUUAGAAUAAAAAAGGAAAUAGAAUCAAUGAUCAAUAAUUAGAUUCUUUCUCUCAUAAAAAGGGCUUUGAAAUGAGAAUAAAGUAUGAGGUUCAGCGAUGUCUUAAUGAUCCAGCCAUCUAUAAAGAUAUGAUCCAAUAAAUGACUGAAUUGCAAUAAUCAAGAAAAUUAAAAUCUGCGGCUCAUUCAAAAAGAUCAAAGAAUAUGAUUAAACUUAAUAAGAAGACUAUGGGUAUUUGGGAUGAAUUCCAAAUGUAAAAGAAUCAGCAUCUAGCUGAGUUAAAAGAUGAAAUGAAGAGAAGAGCGCAAGAGAAGAGGGAGCUAUAGGAAGAAAAUGAAAGAGACUCGCGUGAAUAGUAUAUGAAGAGAUGGGAUGUUUUUAAGGAAAAGAGGGAUGCAUUUUACUAAAGGUACGUAGAACUCAAAGUGAAGAGGAACAGAGUUAAAACUUUAUUGACUCAUAUACAUCUCUAGAGAAUGCUAAAGUAUUUAGCGAAUUAUUACAAUCAUACAAAAGUUGAAGCAGUAAUGAAAGCAGUGAGACACUUUAGAUGCUUUAAGAUCCAGUACUAUCUUAAGCGAUUCUUUAGAAGGAAGGGUACAUUUGAAGGCAGAUAAUAACUACUCAUCAAAAAGUAAUUAAACUUGCUUAAUAUCAUUUAUAGUUCACUAAACUUUCUGGUAGUAACUUAGCAUGAAAAUCUAGAAGAGAGAGCUAAAUGGCAUCUGUUUCAUAGGUUCCUCGAUGAUACCUCUACUAGAUAUGAAUUUAAGGAGAAGAUGAAAUCAUUUAGAGAAGGCAUCAUUUAUAUAUAGAGGUCAAUUAAGAUCAGCAAGAUUAUGAUGAAAACAAAACUCGAUAUUCUUAUUAAGAUGUGGAUGAAGGAAUUAACAGACAUGCAAAUCAAGUGCUUGGCUAUCAGAGAUAAAAAGAAUAGAGAAUUUGUGAAAGACUCAUAGAAUAUUAGAGAAGACAUUAGAGAUGCUAUAUUGAAUAAGUAUCUUGAGUAAUGCAAGCACAAAAAUGCUAUGGCUUAUUUUUAAUGGAGGGACACAUAUUCUAAAAAAUCUGAUGUAAGUUUUAUAAAUGAUUUAAAUACCUAAUAGAGAGAAGAAUUGAAAAUGAUGUUUGACUGCUGUUGGAGAAAAUUCCUUAAUAUUUCAUAAGAUUCUCCAACUACACUAUCUCUAUCAAAGCACUAAUCUGAGAUAUCGCCAAGGAAAAAUACUGGUACAAGCAGUCCAAUUAGAAGAUACGAUGAAGUCUUUGUUGAUGAACCGAAGGGUUGUAUUAUCUUGAAAUUUGAGGAGUUAAAUAUGAGAGAUCCUUUUGCUCAGUUCAAUAAUUCCAGCAAGUCACCAUCGCAGCCUGAGACAACUAAAAAUUAAGGAAACACAUAAAAUGGCAAAUAAUCCAAGUUUUUCCCUUAAGGAAGCAAAGAGCAAGCUUAAUUGCUGCUCAAGCAAUAACAGUCUUCCUAGAAAAGAGAUAAAAGAGUCUAUGAAUUCGAGAGAUAUGUAUACCCUUACUGUAAAAUGCAAUACCAAUUUAUACCGCCAUCUACCAUAUAUUUACCUGAUUCAGAACUCAUCAGGAAAAUGAUAAAGGGAUGUCUUAAAACCAAAUCUCCUCUAGAAGCACUUGCCAAAUUUUGA